Aspergillus homomorphus CBS 101889 is the source of this 1074-nucleotide messenger RNA. RefSeq names its product alpha/beta hydrolase. The transcript has 2 exons. NCBI's taxonomy places the organism in Eukaryota, Fungi, Ascomycota, Eurotiomycetes, Eurotiales, Aspergillaceae. Bases 1 to 1074 code for a protein of 357 amino acids. The record is from RefSeq and is a predicted model, not a curated record.
AUGUUGAUCUCAUCCGGCACUGAUCCUGAUCAUCAUCAUCCUCAUUAUCGCACAUACUUCUACGUCGGAGGGGAAUAUACUGCAGUCGGGAGCGCGGAGCACAUUCGCAGCGGCCAGAUCUACGUGGAGAAAUUGACCCCCACCCGAGUCACCCAGACCUAUCCAAUUGUCUUCAUCCAUGGACAAGCACAGACAGGCACGAACUGGCUGAAUAAGCCCGACGGUCAAGCAGGAUGGAUUUCCUACUUCUUGAAGCAAGGCUACGAAUGCUACCUGCUCGACCAACCCUUCCGCGGUCGCAGUCCCUGGCAACCCUUCAACGGCGAGCUAGCAACUUACUCGACCGAGCAUCUGCAACGAUAUUUCUCGGCCCCGGAGCGUUAUUCCCUGUGGCCUCAGGCUCAGCUGCACACCCAAUGGCCCGGCUCCGGGGUGAUGCACGACCCCAUCUUCGACGAGUAUUUCGCCAGUACGGUGCCCUUCGUCAACGACAACCAUAUCCAAGAGGCCGCGAUGCAGAAAGCAGGCGUCGCGCUGCUGGAUCGGAUUGGAACCCCGGUCAUCCUUCUGGCACACUCCCAGGGCGGGAUCAUGGCAUGGCUUUUAGCCGAUCAACGACCGGAUCUCGUCCAACUGAUCGUUUCACUGGAACCCGGCGGUCCCCCGUCUCGUGACAUUGCCUUUGGGAACGGUUCCGCGCGAGCGUACGGGCUGACAGACAUCCCCAUCGCCUACACCCCCGAGGUUUCCAGCCCCGAAACAGACUUCAUAACGACCACCAUCCCCGCCAGUUCCCCAGGGGAGUCAGAUUGUCUGGUUCAAGCAGACGACCCACCGCCACGGCAGCUGGCCCAGCUCCGGAAGAUCCCGGUAGUGCUGUUCACGUCAGAGGCGUCGUAUCAUGCGCAGUAUGACUGGUGCACUGUGAGCUUCCUGCGUCAAGCGGGAGUCAAAACGGAGCAUGUGCGAUUGGCAGACUGGGGUAUUCAUGGUAAUGGUCACAUGAUGUUUCUCGAGAACAAUAGUGACACUGUAGCUGCGCUGGCGCACCAGAAAAUCGCGCAAUGGUCCUGA